AUGGGUGAUCCACCGGUCGCCCGCUCAGAGAGGCUGUUUUCCCUGGCCUGCUCGCUGUCGGGGCUGGGGCAGGACGCCGCCAACGGGACUCCUUUGGGUCUCCAUGACGAGGACGUGGAUGAUGAGCCCCCCCCACCGGAGUCUGGCAUAGAGCUCGGACCUGGGCUGUAUUUUGCAGAUGGUCGCAAGAAAGUGGACUACGUUCUCUGCUACAAGUACAAAAAGAGGCGGGGCUCAAAGCCACGCCUUUCAGUCGUUUCCAAUGGCAGCAUAGCGGCGUCCGUGUCCGGGUUCCGGGGCUCAGAGGCGGAGCUCGGGGAGGCGGGGCUAGCAGCGGUCGAGGGGGAGGAGUCAAAACUGACGGAAGAGGAGAAGGCUGUGAUGCGGGCGGAGUUUGAAAGUGGACUGCAGGAGGCGGGAUUACACAUAGAACGGGAUAAACAGACCUCGCUGCACGGUGUUGCGUUCAUCCGUCUUCACAUCCCUUGGCCGAUCCUCAGCAGAGAGGCAGAGCUGCAGAAGAUCAAGGUGGCCGUGAAAAAGAAAUGUGAGAUGCGGGAACGGUCGGGUAUCGCUGGUAUUUGGGAUUCCGUGAUGACCAAAAUCACCCAGCCACUGCAGCCGGAUGUGUCUGACGUGGACGACCAGCAGGAUUCUAAGACGCGCGUCCAAUUGAAGACCCUCAAACACCCGUUUAUCAGAGAAAAGCUCCAGCUGUAUGACAUCAAGUCAACAGAGACAUUGUUCUGCAAUUCUACACGCAGCCGGAUAGUUGCAGAAAUUAUGUCUCGUACUACCACACAAUCCUGCCAAACUACAGGCAUCACCUCCUUAUUGGCCAGAGAUGUCUAUGACUCCGCCUUCCCUCUGCAUGACGGCUCGUUCACGAGAAGAGGCAGGAAAGACCAACGCAACGAAAGACAGUUGCUGCAUGAAGAAUGGGCCAACUAUGGAGUCAUGCAUAAGUACCAGCCUGUGGACCUGAUACGGAAGUACUUUGGGGAGCAGAUUGGGUUGUAUUUUGCCUGGCUGGGAGUCUACACUCAGCUUCUUAUUCCUCCAUCUCUGCUGGGAAUCGUAGUGUUUGUGUACGGCAUUUUAACUGUUGACACCAACGUGCCCAGUCAGGAGACAUGCGACGACCACCUGAACAUUACCAUGUGCCCUCUCUGCGAUGGAGUGUGUGACUACUGGCGACUGAGCUCAGUGUGCUCAUUGGCCAAAGCGUCGUACCUCUUUGACAACGGGGCCACCGUCCUCUUUGCUAUCUUCAUGUCCCUGUGGGCUGCGUGUUUCCUGGAGCAUUGGAAGAGGCGUCAGAUGUGUCUGAAACACAGUUGGGACCUGACCAGCCUGGAGGAUGAGGAGGAGGAAGUAAGACCUGAAUAUGAAAGUGCAUUAAAAGAGAAGAGACAGAAGAUCAGAGAAAACAAUAAGAAGAAGCAGGCAGCUCGGCCUGGAGACAACACAGACGGGGAGCGGGACCAGAUGCUCUCCACCCAGAGAGAGCCAGAGUCCUUGGACAUUGAGGAUCACCUGUCAGGCUACCUCAUCAACGUGUCCACCCUACUCCUACUGAUCGGUGUCACCUUCUCCGCCGUCUUUGGUGUGGCGGUCUAUCGGAUUUGCAUGCUGACCGUGUGGUCGAUGAACCCUGACCCCGAGGCCAAGGCCAGUGUGAGGAUGACGGUCACCACCACCGGCAUCGUGCUCAACAUGCUGGUGGUGCUGGUGUUGGAGGAGGUGUACGGAGCCUUCGCCGUCUGGCUCACCGAGCUAGAGCUCCCUAAGACUGAGGCCGAGUUUGAGGAGAGGCUGAUCUUCAAGUCCUUCUUCCUCAAGUCCAUGAAUUCCUUUGCACCUAUUUUCUACGUGGCCUUCUUCAAGGGCAGGUUUGCCGGCCGACCAGGGGACUAUGUGUACAUCUUCGGAGACUACCGCAUGGAAGAGUGUGCCCCACCAGGCUGUCUGAUUGAGCUGUGCAUCCAGCUCAGCAUGAUCAUGCUGGGGAAGCAGCUGAUCCAGAACAACGUCUUCGAGGUCGUCAUACCUAAGCUGAAGAAGAUGUACAGAACGAUGCAGGAGGAGAAGGGGAAGCAGAGAGCGGCGUGUGGGGCUGAGGCGCAGGAGCAGGGUCCCCGCAGGCCCAAGCAGCAGUUUGACAAGGACUUCGCCCUGGAGCCGUUCGAAGGAACCUGCCCAGAAUACAUGGAGAUGAUCAUCCAGUACGGCUUCGUGUCUCUGUUCGUGGCCUCCUUUCCGCUGGCUCCUGCCUUCGCCCUGCUCAACAACGUCAUCGAGAUCCGCCUGGACGCUGCGAAAUUCGUCAGCGAGAUCCGCCGGCCUGAUGCAGUGAGGUGUAAGGACAUAGGGAUUUGGUACAACAUACUCUGUGGAAUCAGCAAGUUCUCGGUCAUUACAAAUGCGUUCGUCAUCUCCUUCACGUCAGAGUUCAUUCCCCGAAUGCUGUACCAGUACAUGUACAGCGCCAAUGGCACCAUGCACGGCUACACAGAGCACUCGCUGGCCUACUUCAACAUCAGCAACUUCCCAGCAGGAAGCGCGCCCACAUCCACCCUGAUCAGGGGCGUCUCCAUGUGCAGAUACAAGGACUACAGGGACCCCCCUUGGGCCGAUGAUGCAUACACCUUCUCCAAACAGUACUGGUCGGUCCUGGCUGCGCGACUGGCCUUCGUCAUCUUUUUCCAGAACCUGGCCAUGUUCCUCAGCAUGCUGGUGGCGUGGCUGAUCCCCGACGUGCCGCGCUCCCUGAGGGACCAGCUGAAGAAGGAGAACAUGAUGCUGAUGGAGUUCCUGCUCAACGAGGAGGAGGACAAGGAGAAAGAGGAGGAGAAGGAGAAAGAGGAGGAGAAGGAGAAA
Messenger RNA from Gadus chalcogrammus (walleye pollock), 2880 nucleotides. RefSeq names its product anoctamin-1 (gene ano2a). The transcript has 26 exons. NCBI's taxonomy places the organism in Eukaryota, Metazoa, Chordata, Actinopteri, Gadiformes, Gadidae. Gene Ontology annotation, cellular component: plasma membrane. Gene Ontology annotation, biological process: chloride transmembrane transport. The annotation marks the transcript as partial. Gene Ontology annotation, molecular function: protein dimerization activity; chloride channel activity. The record is from RefSeq and is a predicted model, not a curated record.